CCCAUAGUUGAACCUCCUUAGUUUCUAAACUAGACGCCCCUUCAACCAUAAUGCGUGACAUUGCAGCGGACCCACGCUUGGAAAAAGAAAGAAAGAGGGCGAACAACCCUAUCUACCAGUUAUCCCAAACCCCAUAUCCCUCCGCGGUCUUCACCACUUCGCUCUUUCUCAGUGGAAUAUACAAACAGAAGCCGUGGGAUGUCAUCAAACCACGUCAUAACCACGGGGUGGCAUCCAAACUCCAGCGUAGUUUCCUUUUCAGAAACUACACAUCCAAGGCUUUAGUCCAUCCUACCGCUUCCCAGUGCUAUACUUACGGGUUCGGGUACGCGGUAAGUUGGUGGUUGAACUUCAUGGGCGCCAUCGACCAGUCCUGCGGAAAUAGUUUCAUGUGGUCGUGUAUAUACCUCUUUGGCCAGCGUAAGAACUUGUUCCAGAGACGCUUUCAGCCGUUACCGUGGGCCUUGGGCAGCAUGGCUAUCGGUAAUUUCGUGGUCAACUACACUGGUUAUUGGUGGGGCGAUGGUAAGGUCUGGGGGCAAUGGUACACCUACUUCUGAGUAUUUGGACACUUCUUGUAUAUAUAUAUAUAUAUAUAUCCCUGGAGACUGUCCUAGGACGUUUUCCAGCGUCUGCUUGUCUCCGUGGGGAUAUGAGCUGCGGAUCAUUCCCGUACCCAGUGGCUGGGUGCCUCCAGCGUAAUCACGAGGGGCUGCCUCCCAGGUGGCCACUAGAGCAAGGUUAUUUCACGUCAAAUACCAUUAAAUUUGUUCAAGCAUUUAAAUGAGUACUUUGCCAAAUUAUUAUAGAUAGUUCUCCGAAGAACAACAAAAUAUACCAAAUACCCAGGUAUGUUUCAAAGUCAG
Molecule: messenger RNA, 866 nt
Organism: Babjeviella inositovora NRRL Y-12698
Lineage: Eukaryota; Fungi; Ascomycota; Pichiomycetes; Serinales
Exons: 1
Coding region: 51-560 (169 amino acids)
Source: RefSeq, a predicted model, not a curated record